UCCACCAAGAGAUGCUCCAAAUAUGCCGUGCGGAGGACGGCCAGACAUUUCAGGUGCAGGCGGGUGUAAGAGAUAUUGAACGGCUAGGGAGUCUGGAACUCUUCUUGCAGCAAGAGACGGGCGUGGAACAGGAUGCGGUGCUUGCAUAUCUCACGGAUGGAACACGCCUGAUGAACGCGAAUAUACGUGAAUUAGCGGGCGCUAACGACCAGACGAUAUUCGUGUUCAACAAGUACUAUCUGGUAUACGAGCUGAAGGAGGUCCUACGCGGAUUGCAUGUCGAGCCGCCGCUGCAACCACCGAUCGAAGACACCAUCAUCGCUGCGACACCCCCCUUCCGUACCAGCCAGCUCGCAGAAAGCUACUUGCAAACCGGCCACGCGCACGUCGAGCAAGUUCGCGCCAUCGUUGCCUCAAUACAUACCCAGCACGACGCCACCCGAAUCGCGUCCUCCAACCUCGACCGCAACUUGUUGCAGAUCACGAAUGCGUUCGAGGGCGUGGCAGCGGUCGCUCGCCGCGAGCUCUCACGUCAGGCGGCGCUCUUGGACGGACUGCAAGCGGACCUCGACCUCAUUGCGCGCGUGCGGAUACACCUCGAGUUCGUGUCGACUGGGAUGCGCAAGGCGAUCACGGAGGGGGAGAAGCCGAGGACGUUGGGUGACUAUGUGUCGAACGUGAAGAUGCGCCAGGUUGCGGACACGUGCGCGCGUACGCACAACGAGCUGCAGGAGAAGUUCGCAGGUGUGGAGAGUGACAUCGCAGAACUGCGGGCAGGCGCGGACGCAGUUCGAGCGUUGGCUAAUGAGACCGAGGUCUCCACCGAGGCGGAAGCUUGUUUCCAGCGCGCAAAGGAACUGUACGAGAAGAUCACCGAUUGUGCUGGGUCGCUCGAGCGUCCUGGGACGGACUCCGAUGGCAUACUGCAAGAGCACAAGCAACUUGACUUCGCCAUGCGGCACGAAGUGGAGACAAUUGCUGACCUCAAGAACAAAUCUACCGCUCACUGCAUCGACGCUCUUCGACGGAUAGGCGCCGUGAACAAUGACCUCGUCAAAACCCCACAGAAGCUUAGCGAGCUGCAAACCAGUUUACGCGCCAAGAACAGCUUUUCGCACAUUCAGCGAUUGCAUAGCAUGCUUUAUGCCUAUGGUGCCACGGUCAUUGAAAUCGUUCGCAGGAAAGAGUUUGCUCGUUUCUUCUAUCAGCGCGCGCAGAGCAUAUUAGAGGUCAUGGCCAAGCUCUCCUCGAGCGAGCGCAAGCGUCGACAAGCGUACCGCAGCGAGGUCCAUGGACAAUUGCCCUUUUCACUCAAGGGAAUGGACGACCCGGUACCUAGUAUCGACUUCUCACCUUCAGGAAGCACGGAAUCGGUAUACUCACUCGAGCGAGAAGACGUUGAAGGUCUAUUCGCCGUCUUGGAGGACCUUGAGCACUAUUCGCGCAACAGCAACGAUGGCAAGGCUCUCGAAGCCGUUCAGCAGUGCCGAGCUGACCUUGAUAAGCUCGUGGCGAAGAUGGAUGGACUGGAGUCUGGGUUCGACCGGAUUGCGGAGCGGUCUCUGCUUUCGGCAUCCAGAUUAUCGUUGUCCAGAAAGCAAUCUGCCACCGUCGACGAGCACGCGUAUCAAGAGCUUGCAGAACAGCUUCGCUUGCAACAAGAGGCACAAGCACAAAGGGACGAAGAGCAUCGCCAGGAACGCGAGCGCCUACAAGCCGAGCUACAACAGACCAAACGUGAUCUUCGCGAUGCAGAGGAGUCAUACGCCAGCGAGCGCGAACGCGCUGACGAGCUCGAGCGGCAGCUCUUCCAAGCUCGCGCGGAGGCCGACAGCGAAAUUGCUGCAAGGCAGAUGCUGGAGCAGCGGAAUGCCGAGCUGAGGGCGGAUGCGGAGAAGCAUGCUGAAGAGCUGUCUCGCGCGUUAGGCGAAGCAACAGCCCAAAGCAGAGCCGCUGAAGCUCUCAAGCAGGAGCUUGCGCAUGCGAACGCUGCGUACGCCGAGAUGCGUGCCCUCGAGGCACGGACCUCGGAGCGGCUGGCGCAGGUCACGGAUGAGCAGUCGACGAUGCUGGCGAACCUCGAGGCGUCGCGCGAGCGCGGGGAGGACCUGGAGGCGCAGAUUCGCGAGGCGCGUAUGGAGAAUGGCGACAUCCAUCGUGCGCUUGAGGACGCCCAGCGGGAGAAAGACCGCUUGCUGCGCUCGCAGGCUAGUGAGCAUGACCGGUUCAUCAAGGACCAGCGCGCAGAGGCGGACGGCGAUCGUGCGGUGUGGGAGCGCGAGCUGCACGAGCUACAGAAUAGCUAUCGCCAGUUGGACCGCCAUGUGAAGGACCUGCAGUCUGCGCUGGAUGUCUCGAGAUCGGACGCGACGGAACUGCGCGCAACGCUGCAGCGUACGGAGAAGGCUCUGAGGUUGACAGAGCACGAGCUGCGGCAGACCAAGAUCAGCGAGGCGACUCUGCGUGAUACUUUGCAGUCCGGCAAGUCGUCGCAGCAUGGCGUCGAGCAGGAGCUAGAGGAAAAGGCGCGGCUAGUGGCCCAGUUGCUGGAUGUCGCACUUGCCUUCCGCUCGGCGCACUUGAAGGCCCUUGCUGCGGCGCAGAAGAUGACGGCGCACCCGCAUUCGUCCAAGGGCGCUGAUGGGCUUGCCGAGUCCGCAUUCUCGCCGCCCCUGCGCCACAGCAUAAUUGGCCAGCCAGAGGAGCCCUCACCCAUCGAUCCAUCUGAUCCCGCUGCCGCUCUGGAGGUUCUUCGGGCGUUCGACCACGACCAUUUCCUGGAGGCCAUUCAGAAGAUGGGGUCGACCAUCCGAAAAUGGCAAAAGCAGUGUAAGGAGUACCGAGAAAGGGCGAAAGGCAAGAUCUCGUUCAGGAACUUCGCGAAGAACGAUCUCGCGCUGUUCCUUCCGACGAGGAACUCCGUGUCGAAGCCGUGGGCUGCUUUCAAUGUUUCGUUCCCGCACUACUUCCUGCAUGCCACGGGACAGCUCGCGCAACAGCUGCAGUCUCGGGAAUGGAUUGUCGCCCGAAUCACGUCCAUAACAGAGAGGGUCGUGGACCAUGCCGAUCCGACAAGCAACCCCUACGGCUUGGGGGACGGUGUGAAGUACUACAUGCUCGAGGUCGAGGACUGGACACAGCAGACCAAGCGUCGCGUCUCAGCCAAAAAUCCCUUGGCAAAGAGCAAGCCGCAGGAAAUCCAGAGCGUGUCGGACGGGGCGGUCCUUCCUUCAGGCCCCCCAGAGCCAGAAGUCGAAGAUACGUUUUGUGUGACGCAAUCUCCGAACUCGCAAUUAUUCCCAACGCGCCAGCGGACGAACUCGAACCCGACAAGCCGUCCGUCUUCAUUAUCCCGACUACUCGCCCAGGCCUCGGAGACGCCUGUGGUAGCAUCUCCGGAGGCGCAGACGCCUAUCAUUGGCUCGCCACCACAGCCAAUUGAGGACAAUGCCAUGAUGGCGAGAAGCGUGUCUCCGGCAAGAAGCCCCUCACCCGCGAGAACGGCGUCUAUAGCAAGAAGUCCUUCUCCAGCCAAACCUCCAUCUCCGACCAAGGCGAACUCAUCACCGAUAAAGUCGCCACCACCAUCGUCGCCCUCUGCGCAUAUUGGCUCGCUGCCGAAGCAUAUGUCCUCGCAGGCUUCCCCCAUGCGACCGGGCUCUCGCGCAUCGCGGUUGUCAAGUGCCUCUAAGUUCUCUAAUCCCCGCCUUCCUACUUUCGGCUCGCCAUCGUCGGGCGCUAGCGUCUCCAAGGCGGCGCCGACGACUGCCCUUACGGAAAGUGCGCCCGUCGCCUCAUCUCCUUCCCCCAGCCAAUCCACUCCUUCACCAGACGAGGGUGACUUCGAGGGCAUAUCGAAUGUCGUUGCACAGCAGCGGCGGCGGACGAUGUCGUACCAUGCGCCCCGAAACUCGCCUCUCUCCAUCAGCACUUCGUCCGAAGCCACGAGCACCAGUACGGCGACCGCAGCGCGAGCGUCGCGGCCAACUGUUUCCGCCAGGGGGACGCUCCUCAACCUCGCUGAUAGUUGGGGCAUGUCCUGGGGCCGCAAGAAGAAGGUCGAGGAGCCGCCGAGGGCGCCACCACCAAUUCAGGAGGUUGCGUCGUCCUCGAGCUCGAGUUCCGUUGACCAGCCCAAGGCAGCGGACCUUCUGAAAAAGCUCUAGGCUAUCUCUUGUGCUCGGUGAGAUCUAUCCAUAGUUAUUCGCUCAUUAUCUGCUCUGUAUUCUGCAUGGAUCUUUUUCUUGGAUUUCUCUGUCAUACUAUAUCAUUGCAGUCAAUGACAUCUAAUGCCACAUCGUCGUAUUGCCCACCGCAG
Schizophyllum commune H4-8 is the source of this 4318-nucleotide messenger RNA. RefSeq lists its product as uncharacterized. The coding region runs from base 171 to 4166 and encodes 1331 amino acids. The record is from RefSeq and is a predicted model, not a curated record. Gene Ontology annotation, biological process: autophagy of mitochondrion; reticulophagy; piecemeal microautophagy of the nucleus. The transcript is spliced from 16 exons. NCBI's taxonomy places the organism in Eukaryota, Fungi, Basidiomycota, Agaricomycetes, Agaricales, Schizophyllaceae. Gene Ontology annotation, molecular function: molecular adaptor activity; protein kinase binding. Gene Ontology annotation, cellular component: extrinsic component of membrane; phagophore assembly site membrane; Atg1/ULK1 kinase complex.